Molecule: messenger RNA, 2717 nt
Organism: Monomorium pharaonis (pharaoh ant)
Lineage: Eukaryota; Metazoa; Arthropoda; Insecta; Hymenoptera; Formicidae
Product: dynein-1-beta heavy chain, flagellar inner arm I1 complex
Exons: 10
Coding region: 633-2636 (667 amino acids)
Source: RefSeq, a predicted model, not a curated record
AAAAACAAACCUCGUGUGCUUUACCAUGCUUUACAAGUCUCGCAUACUCACUUUAAAAGUAAAGUUAGGUUAGGUUAGAUUAGGUUAGAUUAUAUCACUCACUUUCAGAUAAAUGGAAAGCAGCAAUUAAACGAAUCUGACAAAAAUAAGCGUCGAUCUGGUCUGGGAAGCGAGAUAUUAAUCGUGAAAAUUGACGAAUAUUCAGGUUAGAAAACCUGUCACACCGACGAAACAUAGCGACAUGCUCCCGAACACAAGUAAAGAACAAGUAAACAGGAGGAGCCAUUUGGUUUCAGAGAAGAUUAAAUUAAAAUUUCCUCGUGGUUUCAAACACUAGGAAUAAUUGUUUUGUUGUCGCACAAACGUAAUAAUAAUAACACCCAAUAUACUCGACAGCCAUGACAACACAACUGAUUUUUCUGUAAUCGUUUUUACCAUUAUCCGUUUUAUCAAUGUGGUACAACGUUACUUAGCGACGUUUCCUUCAAAGUCCAAUUCCUGUUGGUUCUGCCACAAAGUGACUAACAUUUUCACUGAUUAUUAUCAACAAUUAAUCGUUUACGUUUAUUAUUAUUAUAUAAAGUAUAUUCGCGCGUUUGUGCAUCAUUUUCGAUUAAAUUACUAGACAAAACAUGCUCCAAAAAAUGGAGAAGACAAAGAAAAUGGACAAAUCGCUGUUGGAUCCUCAUCGAGAAUUUUUGGACAUGGAUACAGAUGAGGAAGAUUUUGCUCGACAAGAAAGUCCUGAAACUGAAGAGGAGCUUUCUUCCGAACCGAUCAAACCCAUUUUUGAUGAACAGGAUUUAGAUAAAUUAGUACAAUAUGUAAAAGAUCUCACGAUUCUUUCUUCCAUCGAGGACUCUGAUUGGAAAGAGAAUGAGUGCCUUACCACGAUUCGCGAAUAUUUUGAGAAUCCAGCUUCUACAUUGUUAUGCGUAUAUUUUCAAAUUGAUACAUUGAAGGCACGAUUAAGCAUCUUGGACGAUAAUCAAAGUGAUUUCGUAUAUUUCUUACGAAUACCAUGGCAUGUGUUUACAGUCGACAAUUUUCAUGCCACGGUCAUUUUCGGUAAUAUUACGCAUAAUGCAGUAAUGUGCGUGUUGAAAGUAAUGGAAAACAUGUACGUGACGAUCGCACGCAACAGUGGCGAGUGGCCAGAAAUUAUCAGAAAUAAUCUGUUCUUCAAUCUAUAUAAUUUUUUAUUACGUUUAACCGAAUGGAUUUACAAGCCAAUGGAGUUGACCAAGUUGUAUGUGCCGAGAGAAAAUCUUGCUGAUAUCGUGAUAUCACCGAAUUUGUCAGAGAUAAAUGGUCCGCAUGUUUUUAAGGAAUUGCAAAAAUUAGAAAAAGCAUCGAUUGACAGAUUUGAAAAAAUUGUACAUUAUUGGAUCAAACAGAUAAGACAAGUAUUGGCGAACGUAUCCAUGUGCAAAAGCGGACAAACGGUAUUCGAUGUGCUGCAACAUUGGACGGCGAGAUAUUUUAAUUUGAGCUGUUUGCACGAUCAGUUAUCGAAUAUGGAAGUUCAAUCGAUAUUACAUGUGUUAGCGAACAUUCGUUCACCGAGCGUGGACUCCUUUCAAUUUUUGACAUUAAAGCUUCACGAAGGAUUAAAACAAGCUGCGUCCAAUAUAAUGUAUCUGAACAUUCUAUCAGAUGCUUGUAACAAUUUGAAAUGUCCGGACGAGAUGGAAGAGCCUAUGAUGAAAAUAUUGUUCUUGAUAUUGUUUAUUUGGACAGAAUCGCCGUUUUAUAAUAUAUCGAACAACAUAGAGGUACUUUGUGAAGCUAUAAGCACUCAAAUAGUACAACAAUGUAAAAAUUAUAUUAAUUUGCAAGUAAUAUUAGAAGGCGAUGCAGAAAGUGGAAUAAAUAUACUUUGGAAAUGCAUCUCUUGUUGCCAAACAUAUAAAACAAUAUAUAAUAAAGUUACGAAGAUAACUGCACUCAUUGAAUCGAAUAGUAUCUGGGACGUGAAUAAACAAUUAAUAUUUAAUUCUAUCGAUACGUUUGUGCAGAGAUGUCACGAUAUUAUUGAAAUAUGCAAUUUUUCAAUAGUAUUUGGGAGGUGCAAUAAAGUAGGAAUGAUUGGUGGUCCAAGAGGUAUUGAGUACGAUGCUUAUUGUCGUCAAAUAGAGAGCCUAUUUCAUGAAAGCCUCGAUGAAAUCAAAUUGAUCAGUGAUGACAUUUUGGAUGUUACAAAAUCUUCGUGGCUAGAAAAUAUGCUCAAGUUUAGAAAUUUUGUAAUGGAAUUAGAAAGUAUGAUUAAAAAUUUGAUUGAUUGUAUAUUCGAAGAGAUCAAGAACGUAGAAGAAGGUAUCGAAGCUAUUUAUGUUUUACAACGGUUUAAAUGUAGACAAUCCUUGCGAGACAUAUUGUCGAGGAAAUGGAUGCAGAAUACAUUUGUUCAGGUUUGGGAAAUAUUUAGUAAAGAAAUAGAAAGUUGUAGCGAUAGUAUGAUUUUACAAACAUAUUAUACACCAUUCCCAUACUACUCGGAAAAUGUAAUUAUGCAUUGUAUUAGACACUAUUUAGAAUGGCUGUUUCACAUGAUGAUGAAUAUAUCUGAUUGGAUUGGAAAUUGUGAAGCUGAAAAAUAUAUAUUGGAACAAUACAAACGAAUAAUGUGUCGAUAAAAGAAACAAACUAGUAUUAUUUAUAAUAAAACAUGGUGUAUAUAAUUAACUUUAAUAAAAAUGAUAGAAUAUAGUGUACAA